AUGUGUUUGAAGGAAGACAUUUUAGAGACUAGAUUUGGUAACCACAUACUAUUUUUCCAUUCAUCUGAUGUCAUAUGUUCUGGAUAUUCAUUGUCAUUGUCCGCAUCUUCUGGGAAAAAUGGCCCCAUCAAUGAGGGUUUAAUGUCAUCGACUGCCACGCGGUUCAAUGUUUUCUUCUUCCCUGCGUGCGCUAUAAAUAAGUGUAAUGGCGCAGUUCAUGUCUUCACAACAAGUUUUAGCAGGGAGAAAGAUCAAAAAUGGGAUCAGUUUGGGUUAGUUAUGCACCGGCGAGGAAGUACUUGGACGCCGACAGAACUCCGGCCCGACCGGGAGUCGGUGAUGGCGAUGGAUCCCAUACUCAUGCUGUCGAUCGGUGACGACGGUGGAGCUCAUCAUUAUGCAAUCGACGAGAGCCAACUGCCAGAGGAUGGAGCAUCGAGAUCCGAGCCCUCAGGAGCUCCGACUAAGCCACCGAUCAAUGACGGCGGUGGAGCUCAUCAUAAUGCAAUCGACGAGAGCCAACCACCGGCGGAUGGAGCGUCUAGAUCCGAUCUCUCAGGAGCUCCGACUAAGCCACCUAUCAAUGAGAACCAAUCGCUGGCGGAUGAAGCCUCGAGAUCCGAGCUCAUAGGAACUCCAACUAAGCCACAGAUCAAAGACGGCGGUGGAGCCAGUCAUCAUGCCAUAAACGAGAGCCAACAGCCCGCAGAAGAAGCCUUGAGAUCCAAAUGCUCGAGAACUCCGACUUCACCGCCGCCCAAAGACGGCAGUGGAGCUCGUCAUCAUGCUAUAGACGAGAGCCAAUCGUCGACGGAUGGAGCCUCGAGAUCCAAAUGCUCAAGAACUCCGACUUCGCCACCGUCCAAAGGCGGCGGUGGAGCUCAUCAUCAUGCAAAUAACAACUGCCAAUCUUCGGCGACUGGAGUCUUGAGAUCCAAACGCCCAAGAACUCCGCCUCCGCCGCCAAUCAAUGACGGCGGUGGAGCUCGUCAUCAUGCUAUAAAAGAGAGCCAACCGCCGACGGAUGGAGCCUCGAGAUCCAAAUGCUCAAGAACUCCGACUUCGCCACCGUCCAAAGACGACGGUGGAGCUCAUCAUCAUGCAAAUAACAACAGUCAAUCUUCGACAAAUGGAGUCUUGAGAUCCAAACGCCCAAGAACUCCGCCUCCGCCGCCAAUCAAUGAUGGUGGUGGAGCUCGUCAUCAUUGAUAAAGAAACCUCGAUAUAUAUAUCGCAAGGAGGUGGAGAGUUUAAAAUAAGGUAAAAAGAAUAAAUUUUAAAAUAAAUGUAUAGUCAGUUUGAUAGAUGUAAUUUUAUUUUAUAUUAAAUGUCAAAGAAAUAUAUAUUUUCUCUUCGUAGCUUAAGGUUUGUUUUUC
Zingiber officinale is the source of this 1376-nucleotide messenger RNA. Its product is annotated as DNA repair and recombination protein rhm52-like. The record is from RefSeq and is a predicted model, not a curated record. NCBI's taxonomy places the organism in Eukaryota, Viridiplantae, Streptophyta, Magnoliopsida, Zingiberales, Zingiberaceae. The transcript is spliced from 3 exons. Bases 1 to 1209 code for a protein of 402 amino acids.